Messenger RNA from Blastocystis hominis, 16320 nucleotides. RefSeq lists its product as hypothetical. The record is from RefSeq and is a predicted model, not a curated record. The coding region runs from base 1 to 16320 and encodes 5439 amino acids. Gene Ontology annotation, cellular component: nucleus; preribosome, large subunit precursor. Gene Ontology annotation, biological process: ribosomal large subunit assembly; rRNA processing. The transcript has 9 exons. Gene Ontology annotation, molecular function: ATP binding; ATP hydrolysis activity. NCBI's taxonomy places the organism in Eukaryota, Bigyra, Opalinata, Blastocystidae.
AUGGCGUGGAAUUGGGAGUCUAUAUUCAAGUUUCUUUCGUGUGAGAACAUCCGCGUUCGCUAUUUCGCCUCCCAAAUCGUCUGUUUGCUAUUAAAUAAAACCGAGAACGAGCGGAACCAGAUGGAGUCCUUGCUGGGAGUGGAUCGUGGUUCAUGUUACCAAUCCACAGCUCUAAUGGAGCUCAAGAAGGAGGAACUUCUUUACAAAGAGAUGAUUACCGAGAAAAGACGCGAAUACCUGGAGCGCUACGGAGAUAUGGAGGAAAUGCAGGUGGAGCCGAAAGAAGGGAUGAAAUCCGAGCGAUACGUUGAAAUCUGCGGUUACAUCUUGCGAUGCAGAGACGGAGAAAGAUCCGCGUCGCCUCCCCACCCGUUCGUGCUGACCGAAGUGUCCCGCUCGAAUCUGCAACAUUUGUGUUUGCAGAUGCAGCACUCCGCGCCGAUUUUACUGCAGGGCGUCGCGGGCUGCGGAAAGACGCGUCUGUUCCAGGAGCUGGCGCAUCAGACGAACAAUGACGAUUAUGUUCAGCUGUAUUUGGACGAUCAGAUGGACUCCAAGACGCUGAUCGGGAACUACGUCUGCACCGAUGUGCCCGGCGAGUUCGUGUUUCAGCCAGGAACGCUGACGCAGUGCAUCACGACGGGUCGAUGGAUUAUCAUCGAAGAUAUCGACAAGGUCCCGUUUGAUAUCGUGUCGACUCUGCUUCCGAUCAUCGAGAAAGGCGAGCUGAGCAUUCCGAGUCGUGGAAUCAUGCUGAAAGUGCACCCCAACUUCCGCUUGUUUGGAACGAGCUGCCAUGACUGCAGCGUGAGCAACAGUCCGAUCAACAGCUUUCUGAGUAAUCACUGGAACAUUGUGGAUGUGGCGAACAUGACAGUGGAGGAUAUUCGCACAAUCAUCGACGAGCGAUUCGGAAAUCUUCUCGACUGCAUCAGAGAAAAAAUCGUCGCAACGUACCAAGUGCUGAGCAUGGCCGACACUUCCUCUUCCUCGAAUGAAGCCGUGAUUGCGAUCCUCGAAGAGCUCUCGCACUUCUCUGUGUCGGUCACGCCCACCGAUCUGAGUGUGUUGAAAUCGGAAUUGCUCCGCAACGGAAAGCCCGUCACGUGUCGCGACGUUCUCAAGUGGUGCAAACGACUCUCCAGCCAGCCCUCCGUUACGCAGAUUGCGAACGGCAAUCUCUCCGAGAAGACGCGUAAAUUGAUUCUGGACGACGCCUUGGAUGUGUUUGCCGGCUGUCUCCCCGAGGGACGUGGCCGCACGAUUUUAUCGCAUAUCAUCGCGGCGGUGUGGGACUUGUCUUCUUCGGUCGUUGACACCUACACCAGCACCGCGCCGCCGUUCGAUUUGGAAGAGAAUGUGCUGAAGAUCGGCCGCGUUCAGAUGCCCCUCGCGAAGGAUGGCCGGCGAAACCGCCCGUUCUACAAAACGAAGCAGGCGCUGCGACUGAUGCAGCAGAUCUGCGUGUGCAUCAACAGCCAGGAACCGAUGCUGCUGGUUGGAGAAACGGGCUGUGGAAAGACGACAGUGAUUCAAUACAUCGCCGAGCUGGUGGGUCAGGAAUUGGUAGUGCUGAAUAUGAACGAGCAGACGCAGUGCAGCGAUCUCGUGGGAGGAUUCAAGCCGGUGGAUCUGCGUCAGCUGGCGAUUCCGCUGUACAAUCGAUGCUGCGAGUUGUUCAAUCUUCUCUUCACGGACAAUAAGCACCCCACGUUCAAGCCUUCGUUGAAGGAAGCGAUGGACAGCAAGAAUUAUCUGAGGUUGGCCAAUCGGCUUGCUCAUUUUGUCUCGUUCGCGGCGCAGAAAAUCGAGAAGGCGAAGAAGCAGAGCUUGGCGAAGAACAACAUGUCCGUCGAGAAAUACGACCGGUGGCUUUCCGUUUUGAGCGGGUUUUUGCAGUCGGUGCAAACCUUCGAAAAGAAGGUCCAUCAAGUCGAGGACAGUUUUGCGUUUUCGUUCGUUCCCGGCGCGUUGGUGGAGGCGAUCGAGAAGGGGAAGUGGGUCCUGCUCGACGAGCUCAACCUGGCUCCAGGCGAAGUGCUUCAGCGAUUAAGCGGACUUUUAGAAAGUGUUACGAGCAGUCUGAUUCUGAGUGAACGCGGCGAUGUGACGCCCAUCAAGCGCCACCCGAACUUCCGAAUCUUCGCCGCGAUGAACCCGGCGACGGACGUCGGAAAGAAGUCCCUGGCUCCCUCCGUGCGGAAUCGAUUCAGCGAGUUUUACGUGGACGAGCUGACCGACCGCGCGGAUCUGGAGCUGAUCGUGCGAUCGUCUUUGGAGAACUGCUCGAUGAGCGACGUUUCGAUCGCUGGAAAGAUCGUGGAUUUCUAUCUUCAGGCGCGCGCCAAAGCCGAAACGUCGCUGGUGGAUGGGGGCAAUCGCUCGCCUCGCUACUCGCUGCGAACGCUGUGCCGUGCGUUGGAGUUUGUGAAUGGAGCGGGGAAUAUGAAGCUGUCGUUCCGUGUGGCGUUGUAUGAAGGACUUUGCAUGGCGUUUAUGACGAUGCUGGACCUGCCGUCGCAGGCGAUUAUGAAGAAGCUGAUUCAGGAUGUCGUGUUCUUCGGAGGCGAUGUUGUUUCGGCGUAUCCCUCGCGGAAUCCUGGCGGUACCAACAGUCACAAAGAGGAGUUCGUGCUUGUGAACAAGUAUUGGAUUCGGAAAGGAGCGUUUCCUUGCGUGGAUCUGAGUCAGCCGACAAAGGACUCGCCGCCACGUUUCAUUCUAACAGAGUCAGUGAAGCAUCGAUUGGACGACUUGUGUCGCGCCGUGCUGAUGGAGAAGUGUCCCGUUCUCCUUCAGGGUCCCACAUCCUCCGGAAAAACAUCGAUGAUUACGUAUUUAGCCGCGCUGACGGGCCACAAAUGCGUUCGAAUCAACAACCACGAAUACACCGAUCUGCAGGACUACACCGGCAUCUACAUCUCCGCGCCCAACGGUCAGCUCGUCUUCCACGAAGGAUUGCUGGUCGAGGCGUUGCGAAACGGGUACUGGGUCAUUCUCGAUGAGUUGAAUCUCGCUCCUUCCGAAGUGCUCGAAGCAUUGAAUCGUCUCCUCGACGAUAAUCGCGAGCUGUACAUCCCCGAAACCAACACAAUCGUCCGGCCUCAUCCGCAGUUCAUGCUCUUUGCCACGCAGAAUCCACCAGGGAAAUACGGAGGCCGCAAAGUGCUGUCGCGCGCCUUCCGCAACCGAUUCCUCGAGAUGCAUGUCGAGGAUUUGCCUCCCGAAGAGCUUCAGAUCAUUAUUGAGAAGCGAUCGGGCGUGUGCACGCGAUUCGCGAAGGAAAUGAUUACGGUGAUGCAGCGGCUUCAGAUCGAGCGGCAGAACAGCAAUGUGUUCGCGGGAAAAGACGGGUAUAUCACGCCUCGCGACUUGCUCCGUUGGGGAAACCGCCGUCCUGCUUCGAGCGAGGAAUUGGCGUAUCAUGGCUAUAUGCUGCUAGCAGAGCGAUUGCGACGCGAUGAUGAGCGGCUGCGCGUGAAGAGCGUGAUUGAAGAGGUGUGCAAAGUGAAACUGGACUUGAAUGCGUUCUAUCUGAACGACGAGAUCAUCGAUCGAAUGAUGGAUCCUUCGCCCUCCGCGUUCUCCCGCCCAAAUCCCAGCAAUCAAUCGGCGCAGCUGUGGAAUCUGCGUACCUUGCAGUCUCUCCAAGAGCAGAUUCAUCGCGAGUAUCUGCAGAGCGAAACGGCGAUUCCAAGCGGAUUGAAAUCGAUCGCGAUCACGGGCACGUUGCAGAAAAUGUUCAAGCUGAUCGGUCUCUGUCUGCACUACAACGAACCCGUGCUUCUCGUAGGAGGAACGGGGUGUGGAAAAACGACCGCCGUUCAGUUGGUCGCGCAAGCCCUGCAUCAGCAUCUCGUUAUUUUGAACUGUCAUGCACAUACCGAAACGAGCGAUAUUCUGGGUGGACAGCGACCUUCGCGAUCGCAUGACGCGGACGCGGUUCUGUUUAAGCAGAGUGUUUUGCAGUACAUUCAAAUGGUGGGAUCGCAACUCACCUACCCAGAGGAUGUUUCGCUCGCGUCUCUGGAGGAAGCGAGAACGUGGCUACUCAACGAAUCGCCCAGCUUUAUCAUGAGCUGGCUGGGUCCACAGCUGCAAGCGCGCGACGAAGCGAUGAGUGACGAGGAGCGAGCAUUGGUGCAAGCAAUUCGUGAAGCGUUCGGUCGGUACCAGACGAUCUUCACGUGGCAGGACGGUCCGCUGCUUUCGACGAUGAAGCACGGCGAUAUUUUCUUGCUGGACGAGAUUUCGCUGGCGGAGGACGCCGUGCUGGAGCGAAUGAACUCGAUUUUGGAGAGCGAGCGCCAAAUCACGGUUCCUGAAAAAGGAGGUGAUUGCAUUGAGGUGAUUACAGCGCAUGAAAAGUUCCGAAUUCUAGCAACGAUGAAUCCGGGAGGCGAUUUCGGAAAGAAGGAAUUGAGUGCUGCGCUUCGAAACCGAUUCACGGAGAUCUGGGUGAGUCCGCUAAACGGAUUGGAGGAUCUUCGUCAGAUUAUGAAGGAUCGGAUUCAGAUGAAAGAGCGAGGAAAUGUUCGGUUUGCGGAGGUGGCGGAUGAGAUCCACCAGCGAAUGGUGGAGUGUUUGCUGCCGUUUGUGGACGUGAUUCUCGCCUUCAUCGAUUUCUACAAUCAGAUUUUGAAUGAGAACACAUCGAGCAUGCAGAACCGAACCGAGGCGACGUGUCGUGAUAUUUUAUCGAUAAUCGAUUUUAUGAAGCUUGCGAUUUGCCACUUGGACAUGUCCCCCUAUGUCGCUUUUGUCGAGUCGAUCAACAUGAUCUUGCUCGAUGGAUUGGGCAUUGGUACCAACAUGAGUUCUACGAUGAGCACGGAAUACAAGCAACGCUGUUAUUCCAAAAUCUUGGAGCUCAUUCCCGCGAGCAACCAAUCCGAAGUGGACCAAUUCUUCCAAAUCAAAAACCAAAUCCAGCUGGACGGCAGUCGCUUCGGCGUGCCUCCGUAUUCCAUCGCGAUGAGCCCUUCUUCGUCCUCCUCCUGCGAUCUCUCUGACUAUCACUUCGCUGCGCCUACCACCGCUUCGAAUCUCCGUCGUGUGAUGCGCGCUUUGCAGCUCCACAAGCCCAUUCUUCUCGAAGGAUCGCCGGGCGUCGGCAAAACCUCGCUGAUUAUGGCGAUCGCGCAAGUGAUCGGGCAGAAGAUCGUGCGAAUCAAUCUCUCCGAGCAGACGGAUAUGGCGGAUUUGCUGGGAUCGGAUCUCCCGAUUCCCGUGGAGGAGCAAUCAUUGGACGAAUCGGGAAAUGCGGUGCAGUUCCGAUGGUCGGACGGAGUGUUGCUUAGUGGAAUCAAGAGCGGUGCUUGGAUUCUGCUGGAUGAGUUGAAUCUGGCUUCGCAACAAGUGCUGGAAGGUCUGAACUCAUGCUUGGAUCAUCGAGCUACGGUUUACAUUCCCGAGAUCGAUAAAGAGUUCCAGUGCCCUCCAUCGUUCCAGAUCUUCGCGUGUCAAAAUCCGUUGGAAGAAGGCGGAGGUCGCAAGGGACUUCCUCGCUCGUUUAUCAACCGAUUUGCGCGCGUGUACGUCGAUACGUUGAAGCAAGACGACAUGCUUCUGAUCAGCAAGCAGCUUAUGAUGAAGAAGAUCGAGCAGUACUACGGAAGCGACAAUCCGCUGCUGGCAUGCGAAUCCGUGUGGAGCAUGCUCGAGAAAAUGGUGACGUUUGUGAUUCGAUUGGACGAGGUUCAAAACGUGGGUCGUGCAAAGAACGUCAAUUCGUUCGAGUUCAAUCUUCGCGAUGUGUUCCGUUGGUGCGAUCUGAUGCUGGCCAAUCAGAGUAUCGCGGAGUUCCAUCCCGAAGUGUUCCUGGACAUGUUGUUCAUCCAGCGAAUGCGAGACGCGCGCCAGCAGCAGCACGUGCUGGAUCUCUUCAACGAAGUCUUCCAGACGUCGUUUGUCCCAGCCCAAUUCCCGCUCGUGCAUCUGACCGACCAUUCCGUGAAGAUCGGAAACGCGUUGGUGCAUCGAAUCAACUCGUCUCAAUCUACCCUGCACCAGCCGCUUCUGCGCGGCUCGCUCCGCUAUUUGGAGUCACUGUUGUUCACGGUGGAGAAUAAACUGCCGUGUUUGUUAGUGGGCGAGAGCGGGUCUGGAAAGAGCUACUCGCUGCAAGCGUUGUCUUCUCUGCUGAACGUCCGUCUGCACGAGUAUAACAUGAACACGACCACGGACGCCACGGAGAUUCUCGGUUGCUUCGAGCAGGUGGAGGUUUCGCGGCAUUACUCGCGGUUAUUGGGCGAGCUGGUUGAAAUCUUGGAGAAGUUCUUGUGGCGCGCUCUCAUUUCGAAUUGUAGCGUUGCGAAUCCGGCGCAGGACUUCUCGAACAAGCGUCUUCGAGUGAACAGCAUCGGAGACACGCGCUAUUCGAUCGACCAAAGCGAGAGCGAAGGAAUCGCGGAAGGCCACAAGCGAUCGAGAGAAGUGACUCCGCGAAUCGGAGCGAUGCUUCCUUCGGAAUUGCAAGUCAUGGCAUUGGUGGAUGGAGGGUCGGACAAUGGAGUGGAUAUCGAUUCUGUUUUGAAUCGUUGCGAAGAAACGCUCUCCAAGCUCUUUGCGUCUUGUGAGGAAGACUAUGUGGACGAAAUGAAAAACUUGCUGAAGCCUGCGAACGAAGUGCUUCUAGCGAUCCAGGCGAUCAAACGAGCGUCGAAGCAUGUGGCGUUUGAAUGGAUCGACGGCUCGCUGAUCGAAGCGAUUGUCCGUGGACAUUGGGUUGUCUUUGACAACGUGAACUUCUGCAACGCGUCCGUGCUGGACCGAUUGAAUAGCUUGCUCGAGAAUAACGGAUUCUUGCUGAUAAACGAGUGUGGAUUGGUGGAUGGGAAGGAGCGAAUCAUCUACCCGCACAACAAUUUCCGCAUCUUCUUCGUGAUGAAUCCUUCCUUCGGCGAGAUCUCGCGCGCCAUGCGCAAUCGAUGCGUGGAAUUGUAUUUCUCCACCCCAUCAACGCUUUCUGUGCAGAACAUCCCAGCGCUUUGGGACGCUUUCGACCUCGUCAACAGCAAGAAAGUGAACGAUCUUCUCUUGGUCGUGGUGCUUCUCUUACCGGUGUAUGCGGAUCUUGUUCGCGUCGUGGCGUUGAGCAUGGUCAAACUGAAUGCGCGCUAUCUUUCGCGGUUUGCCACGCUGGCGAUCGAGCAGUUGGAGCGCGGGAAAACUCCGCGGGAAAGCCUGGAGGUCGCAGCGACGAACACAUUCCCGCUUGCUUCGGUGAAGGAGUAUUUGGGAUCAGAGGAAUUCGAGAAGCGGAUCGCGAAUUAUCAUCGCAUUGGGUCGUUCUGUGCAAAGCAUGGAAUCGAAAGCCGAUUCUUUUUGGAUGAUUGGAAGACUUCGCUGGCGAAUCUGUGCAAUGAAGCGAGCGACUUGCAGAUGAUUCGCGAAGCCUUCUUGCUGCACAUUUUGAUUCGGUUGGAAGCGCAUUCGCAGUUAUCUUCGGAGACCCUCAAUGAAUGGAUGCAGUUGAUAGAGGAAGGGCUGGAAGACGAGCAGAGGCAGCUUUUAAAGCCGCUUCAAUUCUUCCUGAAGCGAGCGCCGCAGGAAACCUCGCUGAUUCUGAACGUGGUGUGCGUCUAUUUGGUGUUUAUGCGGAGCCAGCCGAACUUGAAUCAGAUCGAAGUCUUUUUGUCGCCUGCGGUUUGCGAUGCUGCGACUGCUGAAACGGCAGGGAAGAUCUUGAGCAUGGUGAAGGAGGCGCUGUACAUCGUGCGAUCGAGUCCCUUCUAUCAGCAAUUCAAAGCAGCGCAAAGCACAGUGCGUUCCUUCGUCGAGCAAACUCCGACUUCUCUCCCUGUGGCCCACAUUCCGCUCUUCAGCAACAAUUUCGAUGAGUCGAUGCUUUGCACGGCGACCGAACUCAUGGAUCAUCUCCCCCUCUUUAUCUCAUUGCAGGAUCCUCUGCUCGUUCGUCUGCGAAAGCGAGUGAUCAACCAGGGAUUGCUCGCUCGGUCUGAAGAGUACCGAUCGGUUCUUGCAGAGUUGGAUACGGCGAUCAGUCGAAUGAAUCGGUAUAUCUAUUUGGUCCCUCUAAUCACGCUUCUCUCGCACUUGACGAAGAACGCAGUGGAGGUAUCGAGAGGCCAGGCGUUGAGUCUGCAAGUGCUGGGCGAGAAGUCGGUGUUGGAGAUCUCGCUAUUGGUGAGCAAGCAGAUUCUGGACAUGUCGCAGAUUCCCAACGCGUCGGUGGUUGCGAGCGGAUUGCUGUUCUCUCCGCUGACCCAAAUCGCGAUGGCGCUGAUCCAAUCAACGAUCUCUUGCGAUGAGUUGGUGUAUUACAUUCAGUAUCUCGCUGCAUAUCUUCACUUGCUCCACUCUACGCGAUACGAUCAAGUCUCACAAACAUUCAACAUGCAAUUAGUCGCCUUCCUUCAAAUCUUCUCUUCUCUCGUCGCUCACACGCAUUCCUUCCUUUCCUCCCAAACAGAAUCCGCGUUCCAUGCAUCGGUUCAGAACAUUCUCUCGGACCUUCACAUUUGCAGCAAUAUCGCGAUGGAUAACAAACUGUGGAACCUCGUGGGCCGUCCUUUAAUGGAGUUUUCGUCGGAAGCCUUCGCGAGCUUCUUGGAAAUUCUUGGAGAAUGUGCCUCGAACCAUUUCGUCUAUCAAGAAGCGCUAUUGCCUCAAUCGCUCCACGCGUCGUUGCAUCAAUCCAUCGUGUUGCUGACUCCCGAUGAGCGGCGCUCUCUGGUCGAUGCGAUGGCCACGUUGCUGUGGAUGUCGCAUACGCAGCAAUCGGGCGAAGGCGUGGUGACGCUCGCGCAGAUCAAAGAAGUGAUCGAAAAGAGCUUGCGGAACAGUCUGGAGCGUCUGCAGAACACUGUGAAUGUUGUGGACACGUCGUUCAAUGGGUCCGUGGAGAUGGAAGACGCCUCUACGUCCGUCGUGUUCACGCAGAAGAGCGCGUUCGAUCUGUAUGGAACUCUAUUCCAUAACGUUGUGUUGCUGAAUGAGUCGUUCAAGCAUCAAGCUUCGACGCUCUCGCUUCUGCUCGGCGAAUUCACGCAUUCGCAGCUUGAGAAACGCUAUGAAGAGGAGCUCGCGAAUUUCGUGGUGUCUCCGGAACAAUUGCUGGCGUUGCGCCAGGUCAGCUGGAUUUCGACGCGCAGCGAAUCGCAUGAGGAGUUGCGAAAGCAGCUGCCUGCGUAUCAGCUGAGCUAUCUGCGGUACUACUUGGAGAAUUAUUGGAAUGACUGCACGAUCGGGUAUUCCAUGAUGCAGGAGCGCAGCGAUUCGCUGGAUGUGGAGGCCUUGAGAGAGCAGUUCGUGGGUUCUGGAUUGAUGCUGACGCCGUACACCGCGGUGAAUGUGAGUGGAGCGAUCGCUCCGUUGUGGAACGUGAGAGGCUUCUCUGUGAAGAACAGUCGCGAUCGGAUCGAGCAGCUGGGCGUGUUCGAAAAGCUUCUGUCUGCCUUUUUCGAAGAGCUUCCGAAGCUUGGGAAAACCGACGAGUUGCAGCAGGAGCAGACGAUUCUGUCGAGAUUGGUGCGCUUGCUGUUGGAUGCGGAGCGAGACUACAGCGCGGAGGAAGUGGAGCAGAUCUUGAAAGGCCAAUUGGAGCAAGCAACAGACGUUUCAUCGAUGCGGUAUGAAUCGCUGUGUUUGGCUGUGAUUCCGAAUGUGUUGCGAUUGCUGUCGCUCUGUAGCGGCAAUCCGUUUGUCAACACGAUCGUUGUGAGUGUGUGCUGGAUCUUGCUGGGCCUUUUGCUGUUCAAUCUGCUUCUACCGAGUUCGAUCGUGGACCCAUUACUGAAGGACUUCAUUGAGGGAGACAUCGUUCGGUUCAUGUCGGCAAAUCUCGCCGAUCUGGCGUUUAUUCUCCAGUUCCAGUCUCUCCAGCUGCACGGAUCGAUCGCUUCUUCGGGUCCCAACAUCGCGGCAGAGCAGGAAUCGCUCUUCGUCUCUCUUCUGAAGAGAAACCAAAUCACGCUGGAUCGGUUGCAGCAAGGAGAGUUCAAGCGAGUGUGCUCCAAUUCCUUCGAUCAGCUCUACAGCACUCUCUACUCGUUCGGAGCCAGCAUUCUUUCCAUUUCGCGCGUGCGUCACUUGACGGAGAGCCUUCUCGGCCAUUUAGAAUCGUGCAUACAGCGCGAGGUAGUGAAGACGAGCGAUGGAUCGACGCUGCGUGGUGUGUGGGAUCUGAUUCAGAACAGCAUGGAUCGAUUGAUGGAAAGUCCGUUUACCGUUCGAGGCGAUUCGACCGCGACGUCGACUUCCGACAUUGCGACAUUGCUGAAGGAGGAACAGACGUUCCAUAGCAAUAAUCUCAGCUUCAAGCAGUCCUUGCUUCGCAGUUAUUUGGGAUAUCGUGAUAUUGUCGAACCGAUUGUUUGCUCGGUGACGCAGAUUCAGCAUGGAAUGCGUCUGCUAGCCACGCUGGCGAAAGCCGUUCCCGAGCAAUCCAACCUUUCUCUUGGCAAUCAGAGCCUUUCCUAUCUGUUUUUGUCGCACUUCGCGCAGUUCCCGCUGCGCAUCGUUUCAGUGGAGUACCAGAAGAUCGGGGAUGAAUUGGUGAGUGUGAUGAACAACGAAUUGCUCCGCGAAACGCAGAACAAAAGCGUGAUUUUCCGGUCUCUCCUCACGCAACUUCUCCUUUACAACAUGACGGUCUUGAAACGAACGACGACGGACAGCGCGAUUGUGGAGUUCAUCAGCCACUUCACCGACUUGUACAACGAGCAGAAAGAGAAGGAGGCGGAGGAGCGAGCGAAGGCGGAGAAGGCCGUCGAGUUCCGCGUUCGCAAUCUGAACAUCGACAACAUUAAAGGCAAUGAAGAGAUCGUGGAGGCUGCGUUCCGCCAACAAUUCCCUGACUAUCAGCUGUUGUUCGAUGAGGAGGCGCAGGCCAAGGCCGCAGCGCAAUCCGUGGAUGUGGAGGCGGAAUUGCAGGAGCUGAAUCGUGGAAUUCGUGGAACUGGGGAAUCGAAGGAAAUCGAAGAGAAUGGCGGUAUUUUCUCUUCGGACUGGAAGAUCAAUUUGGAUGAUGUGGGGUAUGUGUGCGAAAUCGUGGAAUAUCUGGUGAGUGCUGCGAACAGUCGCGAAGAAUUGGCAUAUCCGGUGCGAGAGCAGAUUCUCUUUUUGAAUAGCCGCAUUCUGCUCAGUUUUGAGAAGGAGAUUCGCUCUCUGGUUCUCACGGAUUAUGAAAAAGCCUCGUCCCUUCUGACGUUACUUGAAUUAAAGCUCGGAAAGGACGUGACGCGAGGCCGCGAUCUUUCGAAUCUUCUCCAUCCUGCGCGCGCCUAUUCGUUCCACAAUCACUCCAACAUUUCCGAAGCCGAAUACUGCGUCAAUAUCCUGCUUCCCUUGAAACGACGCGUCUUCGAACUCUUGAAAUUGUAUCCCACGCACGUCGUGCUGCAGUACAUCCUUCGAUUGAUCGACCAACUCUUCGCCCUUCCCAUCGUAACGCCACUCACCGUUCUGCUUUCUGGCGUCGAAGUAUUGUCGCGUCGCGUUCAUGACUGGGAAGUGAGCGCUGCCAGCAUGGUUUCGCUCGCAGAGCACGUGAAGCAGCUGAGCGGGUUGAUUAUUCGAUGGAGAAAGCUGGAGUUGGAAUCGUGGGGUUCGUUCUUGGAUGAAGAAGAGGAGAAGGCCUCGUUGAAGAGCCGAGAGUAUUUCUGCCAGCUCUAUUCGAUGCUUCUUCCGCAGAAUCGAUUGAAUGACUCGAUCGUUCGCUCGGAUUCCAUGGAAGUAGUCAAUGAGUUCCAUCGGAUUUGCGCGGAGAUCGGAAUUCGGCCGCAGGAUUUGUGGCCGUUGAUGGCUUCCAACUGCCGGAUUCGAUCGCUGAGCGGAAUCAAGCAGGACGAAAACGACUCCGAGGAGCGAGUAGCGGUGAAAUCGGGGCAAAUCUUAUCGAAGGAAGUGUGCGAAUAUACGCAUAGUUUGAUCGACAUUCUGGAUAGCUAUCUGCGAGGAAGCCAGCUGUUGGAGUUUUCGUCUCGUCUGCAUUUGCUGUCGCUGCUCUCUCGCUUUAUGCGAUUGCAGCUCUCGCAGACGCAGUUGGAGAACUCGAUGCUGGAGACGAACAUGAACAUUCUGUAUCACACAACGCGUUUGUAUUCCGUGUUCUUGCCUGCGGUGAAAGAGGAGAUAACGCAGAUCAAAACCCCGAUCGAGAAGCAGUUGAAGGAUCAAGUGAAGCUUGGAAAGUGGGACGAUCAGAGCUAUUUCUCGCUGCACGAAACGGUGGGUCGAAUUCAUCGACAGUUGUUCAAGCUGAUUUAUUCGUAUCGAGACAGCAAUAACAUCAAAGUGUCCGUGGUAUUGGAUCGGUUCUUAGAAGGCGAAUUGGAGAGUCGCGAUCGAGACGAGCCUUCGCUGAACGAUAAAUCAGCAAAGAAGCAGCAGAAAGAAGAAGCAGAAAAAGAGCCGAUUGCUGUGAAGCGACUGGCCUCGAAGGAUUUGAAUUGGGACGUCGAUCCUUCCAAGUUUGAAUCGCUCACCGCCUCUCUCUCGCAACUGGAGCAAUCGCUGCAUUUAGAAGAGUUGUCUUCCCUGGAAAAAAUGCCCGUUGUGAGUCAUCGCUUCGCGCAGAUUCUAAACUCCUCCUCCAUGGAGUAUAUCUUGGGCGAGCAGGUUCCUGGGCAAUCGUUGGAUGAAUUGGCCGUUACGAUCAUCACUACAGCGAUGGAGCUUCGCCACGAAACCAAAUUCGUCAUUCGGAAGCACAAAGAGUUCAGUCACUUGCUCUCCCAUCUCAAGGAAAACGGAUUCUCCGCAUUGCGAGCCACGGUUCCCGUAUACCAGCAGCAAUACGACGCCGUAAUGCGUCUCAGCAUUCCGGAAAUGCGGCCGAUUCCAUCGAUUCUGAAAGAACUCGUUCCAUUGAGCGGCGCCCUGCAGCAGAACUUGGCGUUGUUUGCGAGUUCCUGGUCGAAAGGCGAUCAGUACUACUACAAAGAUUACUUGCUGCUGACCUCGCUGCGAAUGCAAGUCAGUCGCGAAGUGACCGAUCAAGUCACUCCCGCGGAAGUGCGUCGAUGCAUCGGAUAUACGGAGAAUCUGAUGCUGAAUCUGAUCCAGGAGCGCGAGGUGUUGCUGUCGCUCAGCUCGAAGCUUGUGAGUCUGUUUGGCACCUUGAAACACGUUCGUUGUCUCGGAAACAACUUCCAAAAUCUCAACGAAGACGCGAUUGUGGUGUGUCCCGCGGUUUCUGAUGUGGCGGGAGAGUUGGAAACGCUGUAUUCGAGCAAUAUCGAGAUUCUGGACGAGCUUCUUUUCUUUGCUCAGCAGAUCGGAUCCGAUGUGAAACUCCCCGACUCGUUUGUGGAAAUCUGCUCAGAGACCCGGAAGAGUUUGCAGUUGGAGCUGGAGAAGCUGACCGUCCGCGAUUCCUCGCUCGGCUAUCAGCUCUAUUGCAUUACGAACUCGUCGCUGUAUCUCCACGCGUUCCAAGUCCUCGGAGAAAACAUCCAGCGACUGCGCGAAGCGAUUGGGGCGAUGACCGACGUGAUCUCGAUCGAUAAACUGUAUUCGGCGGCGCAGCAUUGGGAAGCGACGCUGCAGCGAGCGAAGAACGGAGUGGCGAUGAUCGAGCAGAACGCGAUUGUGGUGCCUCGAGCGUCUUUAGAGAGUGGAGUGAGCGCUGAGAUGGAGCCGAUUCUGACGAGUCGGAAUGGAUUGGUGGCGCGAUUGCUGCGUGUUGUGCAGGGAUUGAAGAAGCUGUGCGAUAAGAAUCAGAAUGGGGAGGAGCCAAUCGGCUAUCAGGGAAUGCACGAAGCUCUUCUGCAUAGCUGGUCGAUUCUGAGCUUGGGCGCGAUCGAAUCCGAGUUCAAUGAGUUGAUUCGGCGAGUGAUUGGCAGUUCGCCUGCUUCGCUGGUGUCUGGAAUGUUUUUGUUGAAAGAUAUUGUUCCGAUGAUGCAGCAACUGCUGGUAAGCGUGUUCGACGUUUUGCUGCGCGGCGUGUUGUUGAACAAAGCGAUGGGAAAGCUGGAAUACGUGCUCUUGAAAUUGUUUAAGGAGAUUUUGAAGAAAGGAUUCUGCCUGCCGCCCAAGCAAAAGGAGGAAAAGAAGCAGCAAGAAGAAGGAGAGGAAGGAGAAGCGGAAGGAACGGGAAUGGGAGAAGGUGAAGGCGAGAAAGAUGUAACGGACCAGCUGGACAGCAAGGAACAGUUGGAUGGAUUGAAGAACGAGAAGCGCGAAGAGAAGGAAGAAGAGGGAGAAGACAAAGACAAAGAAGCGGAGAAUACGGGAAUGGAUGUCGAGGAUGAUUUCGAUGGAAAUAUGGAGGAUGUGAAGAAAGAAGAAGACGAGGGAGAGGAAGACGAGGAAGAGGAAGAAGAAGAGGAUGAGCGGGAUCGCGAAAUGGGAGAAUUGGAUGAUGAGGAUCAGGAAGUAUUGGAUGAAAAGCUGUGGAAUGAGAGCGAAGAGGAAGAAGAACCGAAUGAAGACGAGAAGAUUGAGCAGGAUGCAAAGCAGCAGAACGAGAAAAACACGGAUGAAAUGAUGACGAAAGAAGAUGAGGAUGAAAAUGAAAAGAAAGACAAUGAUAAUGAAAAUGAAAAAGAUCAAGAGAAAAAGGAGAAUACUCAAGAAGAAGAAAUGGAAGAAAUGGAAGAAAAUGAUGAUAUCAAUGAUUUGAAUGAACAGGAAUACGAAGACGAUCAUCACAUGAAUCCAAAGGAAGAAGAAGAAGAAGAAGAAGAAGAUAUGCUUCCGGAUGACAUGGAAAUUGAAGACAGCGGAGAGGACGAAAAUCCCAAUCCGGACGAAAUGGAAAACGAGAUUCCUCCAGAAGAAGAAGAAGAUGCAGAAGCGAAUGAAAACCAAGAAGAGGAGGAAGAAGAAAUCAAUGAAGAAGCAGAAAGCAUUGAUAUGCAAGGAAUCGGAGAAGAAGAAGAAGAAGAAGAAGAAGAAGAAGAAAACGAGAAUGAAGAAGAAGCUCAGAAUGGGGAAAAUGAAAAUCCGGAAAUCGACGACAAUCAGCCUGAAGAAGCAGCCGAGAAGGAAGAAACGCCAGAGAAGAAACCGAAUUCGAUGGCUACGGAGGGAAUUGCCGAUGAAGCGGGUCAAGAUAAUGUUCUUGGCGAAGAAUCGCAGAAAAAAAGCGGACAAGAAGAAGAAGAAAAGAAGGAAGAAAUGGAGGAAGAAGAUGAAGAAGAAAAGAAAGAAACGCAGCGAAAUGGAGAAUUGAAAGAAGGAGUUGGAAACACAAAAGAAGAAGAAGAAGAAGAAGAGAAGAAAGAAGAAGAAGACGACGAGAAUGAAGUCAAUCCGUACAAGAAUCCAGAGAAAACGCAAAAGAAGUGGGAGGAGGAAUAUCAGCGUCUUCAGAUGAUUCCGCAGAAGGAAAAAGAAGACGAGAACGAAGAAGGCCUUCAGCAGAACGAUCCGAACAAUCAGCAGCAACAAGAAGAACAAGAGCAAGAAAAGAAGAAUCUGGGAGCGGAAGUGAAGCAAGAGCAAAGCGGGCAGGACGUUUUGGCGCCCAGUUUGCAAGACGUGGACUUCAAGCCGCUGACGGAAGAGUCCAAUCGCAUUGAAAUGGAAGUCGAAGAAGAGGAGAACGGCGAGGAAGAAGAGGAGAAAGAGCCGGACGAGGGGCUGCAGUACGAGAAAGAAAUGAACGAUGCGAUGGGCGAAAACGCGCCGGAAUUCCCCGAAGACGAAGAAGCGCUCAAGGAAGCGGAGGAGCGAAAGCAGCGCGAAGAAGCCGCCGCGUUUGCGAGCGAUUUACUGGAUAAAGUCACCAAAGAAGGCGCUGGGAAAAGUGUCGACGCACUUGGAGCUUCGAGAAGCCGAAGAAGAAGAGGUAAAGCUCCCCUUCGUCGAAGAGGACAGUUAUCUCAACAUGAACGUGAACGAGCUGCUGGUGAGCGCCGUGCAGGAUCCGACGGUUCUCUCGCGAUCGAUCGGCAUUUGGAAGGAGUGCGUGGCGUCGACGACCGACCUGUCGAAUCGUCUCAGCGAGCAGCUGCGCCUGCUGAUGGAGCCGACAAAGGCGAGCAAACUGACCGGCGAUUUCAAGACGGGGAAGCGGAUCAACAUGCGGAAAGUGAUUCCGUUCAUCGCGUCGAACUAUCGAAAAGACAAAAUCUGGCUGCGUCGGAGCAAGCCGAGCCAGCGCGAGUACCAAAUCAUGCUGGUGAUCGACAAUUCGGAGAGUAUGAAGGUGAACAACGCCGGCGAAGUGAGUUUCAAGACGCUGGCGCUGAUCGGCAACGCGCUGUCGCAGCUGGAAGUCGGUCAGAUCGGCGUGAUGUCCUUCGGAGACAACGUGCAGUACAUCCAUCCGCUCGGCACGCCGUUCACCGCGCAGUCGGGCGCCUCUGCGCUGGCGCACUUUUCGUUCGCACAGAAAACCACGAGUUUUGA